Messenger RNA from Clupea harengus (Atlantic herring), 8569 nucleotides. It is a transcript of the gene ago3b, whose product is annotated as argonaute RISC catalytic component 3b. The coding region runs from base 610 to 3213 and encodes 867 amino acids. The transcript is spliced from 19 exons. Gene Ontology annotation, biological process: regulation of stem cell proliferation; regulatory ncRNA-mediated gene silencing. Gene Ontology annotation, molecular function: protein binding; RNA binding. NCBI's taxonomy places the organism in Eukaryota, Metazoa, Chordata, Actinopteri, Clupeiformes, Clupeidae. The record is from RefSeq and is a predicted model, not a curated record.
UGGUAUUUCCUGUAGGAAUUCCCUGACGGGGAGAGGGAGAAACGCCAAACCGGUUACAGGAGCGAGAGGACCGGGAGGACUGCCGGAGAUAACAGGCCCAAGACCGACUAAGGGACAUUUUCGGUCUUGUGAAUGCAACAUUUAGUUUCCCGGCUACUCCCUCUCCUCUCUGUCACUGUGGUUUAAAUCAUCUAAAGCUUCGUUAGCUCGGUAGAGCCGCUUCAGCAACCGCCCAGAAAUUGCCCGAGGUAGCUAACUUAGCUGGCUAACUAAACUAGCUGUAAAAAAUAUUUUCAGAGACUCAAGGGAGUCUGUUGGAAGGCAUUGGUUGUCAGCUGGGAGCAAUUACGGAACCUCGGCAGACGGAAAGAAAUACGUCGGGAAGCCUGUGCCUGUUGGCAAAGACGGGGGCCGGGUGGACCUCCGGCCAAGCGGACCCCCCAAGCGGCCCGUUUUUCACACCAACGACAGAAGCCGGGGAGUCGUCUGUAGGCAGGCGUCGUGCAGUGGACCUGCGACACCGGAGCAGUAGCGUUGAGUAACGUAAAGGAAACUUAAACCGAGUUCGAUCAUUGAGAGCCGGGAAGUAUCCGGACAGAGACCUCAUGAAUGGAAAUCAGCACUACAGCGGUGGUUCCGGCGCAGUCCCUGUUUACCGUGCCUCGGCGGCCAGGCUAUGGCACCAUGGGGAAGCCCAUCCGGCUGCUGGCCAACUGCUUCCAGGUGGACAUCCCCAAGAUGGAUGUCUACCUGUACGAGGUGGACAUCAAGCCUGAAAAGUGCCCUCGCCGCGUCAACCGGGAGGUGGUGGACUCUAUGGUAGAGCACUUCAAGGUCACCAUCUUUGGGGACCGACGGCCAGUCUAUGAUGGGAAGAGGAGCAUGUACACAGCCAACCCACUCCCAGUGGCAUCAAGCGGAGUGGACCUGGAUGUGACUCUGCCAGGAGAGGGGGGAAAAGACCGGCCAUUUAAGGUCAGCAUGAAGUUCGUGGCCCCGGUGAGCUGGCACCUGCUCCAUGAGGUUCUUACGGGCCGUGGGGUACCCGAGCCCCUGGAGCUCGACAAGCCCAUCAACACCAACCCGGUCCACGCUGUGGAUGUAGUGCUCCGACACCUGCCCUCCAUGACAUAUACCCCUGUGGGCCGCUCUUUCUUCUCCUCACCUGAAGGCUAUGACCAUCCCUUGGGAGGCGGUAGAGAGGUGUGGUUUGGCUUCCACCAGUCUGUGCGUCCUGCCAUGUGGAAGAUGAUGCUGAACAUCGAUGUGUCUGCCACAGCGUUCUAUAAGGCCCAGCCUGUGAUCCAGUUCAUGUGUGAGGUCCUGGACAUCCACAAUAUCGAUGAGCAACCACGUCCGCUCACAGACUCACACAGAGUCAAGUUCACCAAAGAGAUCAAAGGUCUGAAGGUAGAAGUGACGCACUGUGGAACCAUGAGGAGGAAGUAUCGGGUGUGCAACGUGACCCGCCGCCCAGCCAGUCACCAAACGUUCCCCCUACAGCUGGAGAACGGGCAGACGGUGGAACGCACAGUGGCUCAGUAUUUCAGAGAGAAGUACAACCUGCAGCUAAAGUACCCACACCUGCCAUGUCUGCAGGUGGGCCAGGAACAGAAGCACACCUACCUGCCCCUCGAGGUCUGUAAUAUUGUAGCCGGCCAGCGCUGCAUAAAGAAGCUGACAGACAACCAAACAUCCACCAUGAUCAAAGCCACAGCACGCUCAGCCCCUGACAGACAAGAGGAGAUCAGUAGGCUGGUGCGCAGCGCCAACUACGAAGCGGACCCGUUCGUGCAGGAGUUCCAGUUCCGCGUUCGAGACGAGAUGGCGGAGGUGAUGGGGCGAGUCCUGCCCGCCCCCAUGCUGCAGUAUGGCGGCAGGGUGAGCUCCGAACACUUUAUGAAUCGUACGGUGGCGACACCGAGCCAUGGUGUGUGGGACAUGAGAGGGAAGCAGUUCCACACUGGAGUGGAGAUCAAGAUGUGGGCCAUCGCCUGCUUCGCCACCCAGAGACAGUGCAGGGAGGAGAUCCUCAAGAGCUUUACUGACCAGCUGCGUAAGAUCUCUAAGGAUGCUGGGAUGCCCAUCCAGGGCCAGCCGUGCUUCUGUAAGUAUGCACAGGGUGCCGACAGCGUGGAGCCCAUGUUCCGACACCUGAAGAACACCUACGCCGGCCUGCAGCUCAUCAUCGUCAUCCUGCCCGGAAAGACCCCUGUGUACGCUGAGGUGAAGCGUGUUGGGGACACUCUCCUGGGCAUGGCCACCCAGUGUGUGCAGGUGAAGAACGUGGUGAAGACGUCUCCCCAGACCCUGUCCAACCUCUGCCUCAAGAUCAACGUCAAGCUGGGUGGCAUCAACAACAUCCUGGUCCCUCACCAGCGGCCCUCUGUUUUCCAGCAGCCAGUGAUUUUCCUCGGAGCUGAUGUUACACACCCUCCUGCAGGAGAUGGCAAGAAACCAUCUAUCGCUGCAGUGGUGGGUAGUAUGGAUGCCCACCCCAGCCGCUACUGUGCCACGGUGCGUGUUCAGCGUCCACGGCAGGAGAUCAUCCAGGACCUGUCCUCCAUGGUGCGCGAGCUGCUCAUCCAGUUCUACAAGUCCACGCGCUACAAGCCCACCCGCAUCAUCUUCUACCGCGAUGGCGUCUCCGAGGGCCAGUUCCGACAGGUUUUGUACUACGAGCUGCUGGCCAUCCGGGAGGCAUGCAUCAACCUGGAGAAGGAGUACCAGCCGGGCAUCACCUACAUUGUGGUACAGAAGCGCCACCACACACGCCUCUUCUGCGCAGACCGUAACGAGAGGGUGGGCCGGAGUGGCAACAUUCCUGCAGGUACCACCGUGGACACGGACAUCACACACCCCUACGAGUUCGACUUUUACCUCUGCAGCCAUGCCGGAAUACAGGGUACCAGUCGCCCGUCUCACUACCAUGUGCUGUGGGACGACAACUGUUUCACGGCCGACGAGUUCCAGUUGCUCACCUACCAGCUGUGCCACACCUACGUGCGCUGUACCCGCUCAGUCUCCAUCCCCGCGCCAGCCUACUACGCCCACCUGGUGGCCUUCCGUGCCCGCUACCACCUGGUGGACAAGGAGCACGACAGUGCGGAGGGCAGCCAUGUUUCGGGACAGAGUAACGGUCGUGACCCGUCAGCUCUGGCCAAAGCCGUGCAGAUCCACCACGACACGCUGCGGACCAUGUAUUUCGCCUGAGAGUCCCAGCCUCGCCCUCCUCCGACCUCCGACUUCGCCUCCUGUCUCCCCCAUCAGUCUCCUGCCGCCUGACGCCAUGUAGCAUCAGGUGACCCCAAGGUGAUCAAUCACAGGACGCCGAGCUGAUGACGACGCACAGCGCAACCCAGCAGCAACAUUUAGGCCCUCAGGGGGAGAGCACUGCACUGUUUAUGCAAUAGAGAAGCAGCCAGUCCCCUACCGCCACCCCCUCUCUCCUCUUCCCACUCUCUGUGAGUCCUCUGCAAAGACCCCCUCUGUCCUCCUCCCAGUCAAUCUGAGUUCUUCUCCCUGUCAGCGGCUGACUGAGGGAUGGUAUGCGUGUGUGUUUGUUUGUUUGUUUGUUUUGUCUGGAGGAGGCACACAUGUGGCCGAGAGUUAGCUCUGAGGGCUGGCCCAUCUCUGACCAGUCAGUCCCGCGGCGAUGCCUUUGUAAAGCAGUACCCCCUGUGAACACUGGCCCUCGUCUGUGCACACUCCUGCCACUGGCUCGGUGAAACGGUUUUAUACUAUGGUUAGUGCAUUCCCUGGGAUUUCACUUCUCUGUUUGUAUUUUACUAAGCCUUCGCUCACACAGCAGAGCAUGGUUUUCAUAAAUAAUAAUAAGCAUCUUCUUGGCAUGUUGUAGGCAAAAACAAUUCCCAGGCAAACAAAUAUUUGUGGCAUUUCUAGAUGCCUGGGAACUCUGUCCUUCUGGCUGUGAGUUUUAUUAUUUUAUUGUAUUUUAUUUUUUAGAAUUUCUGAGUCGAUGACGUGUUUGAGCCAGACACGAGACGUGCAUGAGACAGGCGUGAGCAAUGUCCUCACUGUCCUGUCAGGUCAGUGUGCUAUGAGAGCCUUUAGCCUGUUUUCAAAGACAUCUGGAACCCCUAUGCCCUCCUGUCACCCUUCUCCUCAGCAAACACACACACACACACACACACGCACGCACGCACACAUGCGCGCACAUGCACUGAACUUGAGAGCCUGAUGCCAAAGCCUAGCUUACCUGAAGGUUUAUCUCCGGGAACUUUAAGGCUUGGGUUUCUCAGAGAUUGUGUUUGGGCUUAUUUGUGUGUGUUUCUGUGUGUGUGUGUGUGUGUGUGUGUGUGUGUGUGUGUGUGUGUGUCUGUCUGUGUCUGUGUGUGUGUGGGUCUGUUGAGACAGAUAGUCUCCACGAUGUGACGGCAGUCAUGGAUUUGCUGAGGUACACGUCUGGCCAGCCAUGGCUGCUUGUCUCAGUAACUGAAAGCUUGCAGCUGGUCCUUACUCUACUUUAAAUGCUCAGUCCUCAUCUCUUGUCUCUCACCCCAACAUGUGUAGGUCUGAAGUGAAGUCUCAUGUUUAUGUAGUUCAGCUAUAAACCCAACAAAAGCAAACCCUCCUCUCGCAGUGCUCCUUUAGUGCAAUAAGCCACCAGCCCGUGGCUCCUGUGUAGAAUUCUGAUUGGUUGGUACAGUGGAUCGAGGUAAGGAUGGCUUCACCUGAUUGGCUUAUGCAAUGCUAUUGUACAGAAGCAGUGGCAUCUCCAAAGGGAAAUUAACUGUUUGUUGUAGUAGAGACCCCCAAUUGGUUGGGUGGAGAAUGAUGUUUGCAUGUCAGGAUGAAUGUGAUUAAGUUGGCCUGUCCUGGUUUGGGAUGACUUACAGAGGAGUUACAGAGAUGUGUUGUAUCCAAGGAAUUGAAGACCAAGUGCCUGUCAACGGGGGAGGGAAAUGAAUAGAUUAUAUAUAUGAAAUGACACCUUUUUAGAUAUAUAUUUAUUUAUAUGGAGGCCCCAAUGAAAGAUAAUACCUAUACAUGAUCAAAGAGUACUAUGAACAUGAAUUUUUUCUGAGCAGAAUCAGAGAAGAAAGAAAUGGCUGGAUGCUGUUGUUUUUAUUUUCUCCUUUUAUGAAAUGAAUUUGUAAGGAAAAAUAAAGUGAGUCGCAGAGUAAGCUUAGAUAAGCUCAAGGCAUUGAGGGCCUGACAUGUGAUCCUGUGGGGAAGGGGCUCAUUCGUGCACUGUUUAGAGUACGCCUUCAUAUUUCAGAGGUUGCUUUGGCAUUUAUAAUGUCAUGUUUUCUCAAAUGGGCAUUGUCACUCUCUCUUCUCUCUAUCUGUCUCUUUUCUUUCUUUCUCUUUCUUUCUUUCUUUCUUUCUUUUUUCUUUCUUUCUUUUUUUCUUUCUCUCUCUCUGCCUCUGCUUAGCUUUCCCUGAGCAGACUACAACCAAUGCCUCUGUCAGUUCAGUGGUGUUCUGCUGGGACCAAACCAUUGUGCCUCUCGGAUGGGCGUGGGGGGGAGGAUUUGCGAGUGGAAGGGUCAGAGGUGAGCACGCUACAGGUUCAGCACUCCGGUCAUGUUACCUGAGGGGGAGGUGGGCGGGGAGAACGUCUCUAGAAGCUUUAGAACAUCUCUAGAACCUUCGAAACGUGUCCUAAAACCUCCACUGUUUUGUCUCACUGCCUUUUUUUGCAAGAGUGUAAGUGUGUGGUACAGUAGCAUGCCCUCCUAGGCUGUCCACAGCCACAGUACCAAACUAGCUGCUAUUCUACAUAUAAUAAUGUACACAACAAAAACUAUAUUCAUACUGAGAGAGAGAGCAACUGUAAAAACUAAGUAUGAAAAUGCAACUGCACUUAAAAGAUAUGUCUGCAUGUGUGCGUAUGUGUUUGUUUGUUUGUGUGUUUAUGAUGAAACACACUCUCAAGGUGCUAAGAAAUGAGGUACUGUGUUCAGAGGGACCUUUUUUAAGUCUUCACAGACACCAGGAACACUGGGUUAGUGUGUGUCAGGGUCUUAACGAUUGCAGUGUGUGUGUUUGUGUAUGUGGAGCUCAUCUCCCCCAGCUUGGUGGCAGUGUGUGUCUGUGUUCAAGGUGGCACAGAGUGUGGCCUGAAUUCCCCACUACCCCCCCGGUGAGAAGAAGCCAACAUGUAACCAGCACCCAACUUUACUUGAAAGGAGUGUUUACCUGGCCUGUUGAGUGCCCGUCGCGUUGUCGUCUCUAGCACUAGCCUAAUAGCUAGCGCCAGGCUAGUUCAUCCACUGGGGCUAUGUCCUUCAACUCGUGUCCGUCUGUGAGACUUCAGAAACCGCCCUUGGAGGGUCAGGAACUCUCUCGCUCUCUCAUGCUCAUGCUCUUUCUCUCUCUCUCUCUCUCUCUUUCUUUCUUUCUUUCUUUCUUUCUUUCUCUCUCUCUCUCUCUCGCUCUCUCUCUCUCUCUCUCCACUCAUGUUGCCAUGGAAAUGGCCUCUGGAGCCCAGUGGGUGGGGCAUUGUAUGUGAAGGGGCGGGGUAUGUCUAACAUGUGGGUGGAGCCUAGAUGUCUCCUCCCUCCAGCUGUGAUGUAACCUGGUCUCCUCAGAAUCUUUUUCACUCAGAGUGGAAUUAUAUUUCUAUAUUUAAAGAGAAUGAAACUAUGUAAUGCACACCACUUAUUUUUGCUAACAAAAAGAAAUCGAUGAAGGUAGAUCAGAAAUAAUAAUGAAACCAUAAUAUUGAGGAUGAUAAUAAUAUUAAUAUAAGACAAUAAUAGAGACUAAUAAUAAUCAAUUUAAGUAAUGCAGUAGACUGUUGACACAGUUGUGUGUAGUCUUUUGGUUUGUGUGGAAGUGAUGUCGUUUGUGGGAACUUGUGGGAAAUAGUGUUUUCUGGGGGAAGGGAAGAGAAGGUGUCAUGGUGUCACCCUUCCCCUUCCUUCUCCUUAUUUACUUCCCUUCUCCUUUCUGUGAUUUUAUUUUUGCUCCAUUUCCAAAAACAGAACGCUACAAAAGCUUUUAACGUGAGAACCUUCCUCUAUGGAAGACAGAGAAACCAGGAGAUAGAAUAGCAAGGAAAUGAUGUCAGUGUUAUCUUCUGACCGAAGCUAGAGGUCAUCACCAGUCAUUUUGCCUGGUUUGCAAAAAAACAUGCAGUAAUUGCCUCAUAAAUAUUUUUGAGAAUUUUCUAGAGAAGACAUGAAUGUAUUGUCUUUUGGUCGCUGACUGGCAUGCUUAAAUGAAGCAAGGACAUAUUUAUAUCGACAAAAAUUGCUUUGUUGUGGUCCAUUUGAUGUUACACCUGCAUGUCUGCUCAACCUAGCUUUCAAAGAUCCAGAAUGUAUUAGUGAUGCAGUUGCUGUAGCAACCUGUGGCAUCCUUGCCCUUUGUGCCUCUGACAUGAUUUCCUGCUUUAGUUCUGUCUCCUCCUCUGUCCUUUUUUUUUUUUUUUCAUCUGAAGUUGAAGAGAGGAGGGAGGAGAAGGAUAAUCCUGAAAGUGAGUAGUCAGUAGAAUGUGCCUUUCCUGAUGGUGCUGAAAACAAAAAAAAAUAUUAAUCCAAGAAAAAAAUGCUUUUACUCAAAAAUGUUUAAAGGGGCAAAAAAAAAGAGCCUUGUCUACAUGGAUGAUGAGUAUAUAUUGAUAUAUGAUAUUCUGUAUAGUGUGUGUGUGUGUGUGUGUGUGUGUAUGUAUGUAUGUGAGUUUACGAGUAUACGAGAGACUGGUGUACCUCUUUAUAUGCCAAGAACACAUUGAUAUGCGGAUCAUCUUUGAGGUGUCAGGACCAACCGUACUUGUAGGCAGGUGGGCACUUGUAUAGCACAACCCACACAGCUGGGCAUCAGCCCGGUCAGACGGCUCUCUGUGUGCAGAGACAGCCAAACACAUGCAGAAGGAACAUCAAACUCUGUGAACUCUUCCUUUAUUUGGCUUCCCAUUGGCUGGUUAAGACACCCUUUGUGGUAGUGAAAGUAGCUGAAGAGGGAUCUCCUUCUCUUUUAAGCAUCACAACUCAACUAAGAAAAUCUGUGUGUGUGUGUGUGUGUGUCACACUGGUGUCCGCCUACCUUAAACGCGCAGUCUGUGAUUCUAAUCCAAUAAUUUUUGGGGAAAAUUCAGUUCAUUACUCGUCACGGCUCCUUUAGCUGUCCGUUCACUGUGUGCGCUCCAAUAAACUACGGUGUACGCAGCCCUGUGUCUAUAAAUGGGAAACAAACAAUUGCAGCCAAUCAGCACGUUGCUCUGGGAGCACGGAAGGGAGGAGGUGUAAUUUGAUUGGCUGUUAAGCUCAGAUAUCAACAACCUCUCGCCAGAAUCGUGGACUGCAUCGGAAGGUCAACUCCAGACAUCUCCAAACCCUGCACCUCAGCUGACCGUGAUUUGCUGCAUAUUAAUAAAUAAAGAGGGAUAAUAACAGUUAAAUACUGCUUUGAUCACAGUAUGAUGCGCUGAAUCGCCUGCCUGAUCAUGAAAAAAUGUCCUAUUUUAGAAAUAUAUAUGUAAAGAUUGUUUUGUUGUUGUUUUGUCUUAACACUUAUCUGACUUUGGUCUUUCCUUGAGCCUUUUAUUUGGUUGUCCUAUUUAAUUGUUAUUUUAAUUAAAAUAUAUAUGUAAACAAAA